CCUUCCUUCCUUUUUCUCUUCACAGAUUCCAAAAAACGAGAUCGUAAAAACCAUUUCUUCUCUUUUCCCGAUCACCGGAAGUUACAUUUUCCUCUCCUUUUACGGCGGAACGCCGCGGCGGUGGUGGAUGGCAAGAACCAAUAAAUAUACCUCCCUUAACUUUAACGACAUCUACGAGAAGAAAACUACUCCUAACUCCGCCACCUCUGGUAAAUCAAACUCUUCUUCAUCGUCGUCGUUCGAUAGUCGUAACAAGACUAUUAUCUCCAACUCUCGUAUCCAUGGACAUAUGCUUGUUCUGAGUCGGCCUACUCCAAAGCCAAUAUCUAUUCCACAAACCCAGCCUAUUCCGAUCCAGCAACAACCUAAGUUACAGAGCCCGAGCCCACCGGAUCAAAUCCGAGCUGGAGCUGAAUCGGACUCUAUUUCGCUUCGUCCACAAGGCCGUACUGGGGCCGGACCCACCACCACCCCCACACUUUCAUCAUCUCCUGUGAAUCCGCCUUCACCUUUGCAAUCGCCUUUGCCUAAGUCGAACCGGUUCGUGCCUCCACAUCUUAGACCGGGAUUUGUAGGCAGGGAGGAGAAACCGGUGCCGGAUGUAGCGAAGGGUGGUCAGGGAGUGAGAGGUAGACCGGAGGUUGGGGCUGGGCAUCAUCAUCAUCAAGGAUAUCUUGGGUCGUCACCUAAUAGGUACGGAGAGAACGGUAGGCCGAAAUCGGGAGGUGGGUAUGAACGAAUGAGGAGGGGAUUUAGCGAGGCUGAUUCUGUGAACUUUGUGUACCGGCCUAGUUCUAGCGGGGCUCGGCCCAACUCUAGUGGAUGAUGACAUCAUGAUCCUGAUGGAGCUUAGCUCCCCCCUUUGCCGAUGAGGAUGGAGAGGUCUUUUCUGAGGCAAUUAGGCUUUUGCAAGAUCAGCUGUGGAUGGAUGUUAAUGUUUAUUGAAGUCAUGGAAGUUGGAUUAUGACCAGGUUGCUCCUUUUGUCUGCAGUAAUCCCAGUAACCAAAUCAGGAGUUGCUGGUGUUAAACGAAGACGUUCAAGGAUCAAAUUGUUUCUUUCAUUUGUCACCUUCUAAUUUUCUUUGCUUUCGUGUCUACCUUCUCUGCUCUCUCCAGAAGAGAGAAGGCUUAGAUGAAAUUUAGUGUAUUGUAUGUUUUACUCUGUUAUACUGUGCAACUACCAUAAAUUGGUGUAUUCUGAUGAUCUGCUACCACCAUCACCAUAUUGUACUUUCAGACUAUCUGUACCAACAGUGCAUAUGAAUUUGUUUCUGUUUUCAA
Messenger RNA from Solanum stenotomum, 1282 nucleotides. RefSeq lists its product as uncharacterized. The transcript has 2 exons. The coding region runs from base 128 to 826 and encodes 232 amino acids. Lineage: Eukaryota; Viridiplantae; Streptophyta; Magnoliopsida; Solanales; Solanaceae. The record is from RefSeq and is a predicted model, not a curated record.